Messenger RNA from Ambispora gerdemannii, 496 nucleotides. Lineage: Eukaryota; Fungi; Glomeromycota; Glomeromycetes; Archaeosporales; Ambisporaceae. The record is from the annotation of a GenBank genome assembly.
AUGUAUAAACCUGUUAGUAAUUAUAACGGUAAUAAAACUUCAAUUUGUAGCCAAGUGGAAGCAGGAAAAAUUAUAGUUGACAAUUUAUAUUGUUGUGCUAAAGAUAAUAAGAAUUGUUCUCUUUCUUCAUCUGACUGCGUUGGCAACAAUUAUGAAGUAGCCCAAUGCCAUAAUCUCUAUAAUCUUGAUGCUUGUACACGAACUGAUUUGACUAUUACCGCUUUUUCAAAGCUGCUGAAUGGAUGCACACCUACCGGUACUGUUGCUGAUUUUGCUUGUGAGAAUUUAUUUCAAAGUGAACAUCGAUGCAAUUGGCAAAAUAUUACUAAUGGCCAAAUGCUCGCAAGCAUUCCCCGAAAUCCCGUAGUAGAAUUAUGCGGACCUGCAAUCAUCGGCUUAGCUAUUGGUAUGGGAGUUCUGGGAAUAAUAGCUAUUGUUUUAGCAUUCUUUAUUUACAAAUUGCGAAGGAGAGAUCCGGUUAUCAUUCCUGACAAUG